CUUCCAUUGAAAACCCCCACAUCUACACAGUAAAGUUAAGUCGCGGUCGAGGAGAAGGAGGGUUAACGUUAUGAGGAGGAUAACAGCAAGGAAAAGGCAAAGUUAGGGAAUGGAUUGCAUGUUUUGCUCACAAAAUCAUUCUUCAAGGUGUCAAUUGGAUUGAUGGGUCUUGAAGAUUAUCUUAAGUACUCUUAUAAGAUAAUCUUUCAUGCCCAUUUCACAAACAUUGCCUCUGAUGGUAGCCUGUGGGACUCUCCUAAAUUGUAAUUCCUCAUUUUCCAGCCCAGACUGCAUGCCUCUGGAUGAAUUCCAUCCAUUCAUUGAGGCUCUGCUGCCUCAUGUCAAAGCCUUUUCAUACACUUGGUUCAAUCUACAAGCAGCUAAACGAAAAUACUUUAAGAAACAUGAGAAACGCAUGAGUUUGGAAGAGGAACGAAGGUGUAAAGAAGAAUUACAAAAUGAGAGAACUGAAGUAAAGCAGAAAUGGGCUUCUCGAUUACUUGGGAAAUUAAGAAAGGACAUAACGCAAGAAUGUCGAGAAGAUUUUGUCUUAGGCAUCACAGGCAAAAAGAGAGUUAGCUGUGUCCUCAGCAAUCCAGAUCAGAAAGGGAAGAUGAGGAGAAUAGACUGCCUCAGGCAAGCAGAUAAGGUCUGGCGAUUGGACCUGGUUAUGGUGAUAUUGUUUAAAGCUAUUCCCUUAGAAAGCACUGAUGGAGAGCGUCUGGAAAAGUCACCUGAGUGCCUCCAUCCUAAUCUUUGUGUUAAUCCAUACCACAUCAACGUCUCCGUCCGAGAACUUGACUUGUAUUUGGCCAAUUUUAUACUCAGCCAUGAAUCUUUAAGUGGCAUUAGAGAUGGUUUAUGUGAUAGCAGCAAAGAGGAUGAAAGAGCAUCUAUUUUGCAAACUUCGAGUAGUUGUCAGCCUGCACUAAACAUGAUCAAGAUUGAAUCCCCUACCUACUACUGCAACAGUUACUCAUCCCCACCUGACCAUCGAGGACUACAGUCCGGGGCUGGUCCUCCUCUUGCCUUGCAUCCGCAUAACAAUCAUGGCACGCCGCACCCUCCUAGUCCUGAAGAACCCCACAAUAAGAGACUGCGAAAGAUGUCCUCCGGUGAAGAUGAUGUUGACAAAGUCCACAAUGACAUCAGCAGUUUCUAUGGCCAGAGUGCAGCUCAGCUCCACAGUCAAGCUUCUUGGAGUAGUGAUAUCGAUCAAGGUGGACCUCUGACCUCACAUGCAUCCUCCAAGGAAAUUGAUUUGUCUGCAGCUGAGGUUUCUCAUUCCUCUAAAAUUCAAGAGGGUUUGCAACAACAUUCAGCAAUGAAUAUGACAUCACAGUCUUCAAACAUAAGUGGUCCUCUAUCCCAUUCCAGUCCUUAUUAUAUUACUCCUACAAAGUAUCAAGAAAAUGGUGAUACUCUGUCUGAUUUUGUUAACUUAGUGUGCCAAGAAGCUCAGAAUUCUGGUCCAAGCCCACAAACGAGCCAAGAUUCUGAGGCGCAGAGUCCAACUAAACUACCCCACUUUUACUCAAAUCCAAUGCUUCCUCCGCCCCCACCUGCUCCAAUGGCAAGGCCAGUCGCCAUUAUUAGGUCAACAGGAAAACUGGCUGCAUUUUCUGACAUCAGUGCUUCAACGCCUAGCCCACCAAAUAAUAUCAGUCAGUCUGGUCCUAGAAAUAGUUCUCCUGUUUCCGAAAAUUCACCUGUCACAAACUCAGUCGUUAGAGAUAAUCGGAAACAGUUAGCUUCACCUCCAGUUAGUUCAUCUGUUGCACCUGCUGGAAAUAAUGGCCUUGAUGGCUCUCAAGCAAAUCGGGGAGCCAUGAGCAGCACUUUCACUUCCUUGCCAAGGCCCGAUAAUAAUUUUUCUCAUAUUCAUCCCCAAGCUCACCAGUACCUAACAUUCUUUCUUAUUGAUGUGGAAUCUUUAAGUGGCAUUAGAGAUGGUUUAUGUGAUAGCAGCAAAGAGGAUGAAAGAGAAUCAGAUUUCGUCUUUCCAUCUGGUGUUUUUACAUCUGCUGAACUGUAUAGGUUAUCCAAAGCAUCUAUUUUGCAAACUUCGAGUAGUUGUCAGCCUGCACUAAACAUGAUCAAGAUUGAAUCCCCUACCUACUACUGCAACAGUUACUCAUCCCCACCUGACCAUCGAGGACUACAGUCCGGGGCUGGUCCUCCUCUUGCCUUGCAUCCGCAUAACAAUCAUGGCACGCCGCACCCUCCUAGUCCUGAAGAACCCCACAAUAAGAGACUGCGAAAGAUGUCCUCCGGUGAAGAUGAUGUUGACAAAGUCCACAAUGACAUCAGCAGUUUCUAUGGCCAGAGUGCAGCUCAGCUCCACAGUCAAGCUUCUUGGAGUAGUGAUAUCGAUCAAGGUGGACCUCUGACCUCACAUGCAUCCUCCAAGGAAAUUGAUUUGUCUGCAGCUGAGGUUUCUCAUUCCUCUAAAAUUCAAGAGGGUUUGCAACAACAUUCAGCAAUGAAUAUGACAUCACAGUCUUCAAACAUAAGUGGUCCUCUAUCCCAUUCCAGUCCUUAUUAUAUUACUCCUACAAAGUAUCAAGAAAAUGGUGAUACUCUGUCUGAUUUUGUUAACUUAGUGUGCCAAGAAGCUCAGAAUUCUGGUCCAAGCCCACAAACGAGCCAAGAUUCUGAGGCGCAGAGUCCAACUAAACUACCCCACUUUUACUCAAAUCCAAUGCUUCCUCCGCCCCCACCUGCUCCAAUGGCAAGGCCAGUCGCCAUUAUUAGGUCAACAGGAAAACUGGCUGCAUUUUCUGACAUCAGUGCUUCAACGCCUAGCCCACCAAAUAAUAUCAGUCAGUCUGGUCCUAGAAAUAGUUCCCCUGUUUCCGAAAAUUCACCUGUCACAAACUCAGUCGUUAGAGAUAAUCGGAAACAGUUAGCUUCACCUCCAGUUAGUUCAUCUGUUGCACCUGCUGGAAAUAAUGGCCUUGAUGGCUCUCAAGCAAAUCGGGGAGCCAUGAGCAGCACUUUCACUUCCUUGCCAAGGCCCGAUAAUAAUUUUUCUCAUAUUCAUCCCCAAGCUCACCAGCUAUUUCCAUACACAAAUAUUAGUCCUGUGAAUGCUAUGAGUGGCAUGAUCAGUCCAACUAAUCUCAGUAUGUUCACGUCUCCCGCUACAACACCCCGUUCCACUCCUAGAACUACCCCAGUUCCCAGAUGGAAUGCUCCAUUCAUUACGUUAGAUGAGAAUCUUGACUACAAUAUGAUGGCUGGUCUCAUGCCUGGAUCAAAUGCCGAUGCUGAUGCUCCACAUAUAAUAGAAGCAGAUGGUGAAAUUGAAGAGCGUUAUUUCACAGUAGUGCAUAGCAAUGAUGGAGUUGAUGCAAGCAGUCAGACAGCUGGUAACAGUGCCUCCGUCAGCCCCAACAAAUCUCAACCUUCUUAAGUUAGCGCUUUUUUAUGUUUUAGACAAACCUGAAAAUGUAAGUUACUAAGGAAAAAUGGUUGCUUAAUUCUUUUA
Uloborus diversus is the source of this 3490-nucleotide messenger RNA. RefSeq lists its product as uncharacterized. Gene Ontology annotation, cellular component: nucleus. The transcript is spliced from 24 exons. The record is from RefSeq and is a predicted model, not a curated record. Bases 209 to 3415 code for a protein of 1068 amino acids. NCBI's taxonomy places the organism in Eukaryota, Metazoa, Arthropoda, Arachnida, Araneae, Uloboridae. Gene Ontology annotation, biological process: regulation of transcription by RNA polymerase II. Gene Ontology annotation, molecular function: RNA polymerase II cis-regulatory region sequence-specific DNA binding; DNA-binding transcription factor activity, RNA polymerase II-specific.